Molecule: messenger RNA, 4886 nt
Organism: Prorocentrum cordatum
Lineage: Eukaryota; Dinophyceae; Prorocentrales; Prorocentraceae
Source: the annotation of a GenBank genome assembly
GCCCGCCUGCCGCCGCGCCUGGAGGCGAUGCGCCUGGGGCGCCGCCCGGCGCCGUGGCUGGGGUCGGCGCGGCCCUGGUGGGGGCCCUGGCUGCGCUUCCUGCUCCAGGAGGGGGGCCGCCGCCUGGCGCGCCGCCGGCGCCUGGGCCCCUCGCGCUGCCAGGGGCGGUUGCUGCUGGCGCUGGAGGCGGCGGCGUGGCGGCCGCAGCGGGGCCGGCGCCCGCCGGCGGGGGCGCCGUGGCGCUGGAGCGGCUGGUGGACGGCCCCUGGAUGGGCUCGUCGGCCCUGCAGCGCGGCGCCUUCACAGCGGGGGCGGUGCUGGAGACGCCCGCGCACGACCCGACGGGCCAGGUGGACGGCACGGCGCUCUUCGAGGUCGUGGAGGCGGGCGUGCCGGGCCCCGACGGGGUCUACCUCUCCGUGAACUUCCAGGGCGCCUCGCUCCCGGCCCGCGUCCUGGAGCUGGACCUGAGCUUCCCCGCCCCAGGCGCCAGGGCCCCGCGGCUGGUCGGGCGCGGCGAGCGGCGCGCCGACUGGCUGCGCCUGAGGUCGGCUCGGGGCCUGGUCGAGCCGUGGGUUUGGCCGACCUUCCGGCCUCCAGGCGGCGGUGGGGCCGAGGGCGGCGCCGCCGUUGCGCCAGCGCGGGGCCGCCUCGCGGGGGCUGCGGCUGGGUUCGCGGCGGCCGCGGCUGCUCUGGAGGCGGCCGGCUCUGCAGCUCGCCCGCUGGCGGCCCGCCGUCGCCGCCGCGAGCAGUCGCGAAGCGACAGUGAGGGGCGAGCUGGCGGCGACCAGCUGGAUUUUCGCGACGCCCCCUCCCGCGGCAACGCCAUUCAGGCGGUGGCCGACGGGCGCCCGGGCACGCUGUGCGACGAAGCGAUUGCCCAGAUCGCGCGUGUCAUGGGCCUGCGGGAGGGGGCGGACGGGCAGAGGGUGCGCCCUCGCAUCAGGGGCUACCUCCAGGCCGUGGUGUUCGGCCACCACCCGAUCCACUCGGUCGGGGGGCGGACGGUGCGCGAGCUCCAGGCGCUGGCGGCAGCGAUGGACCUCCUGGAGGACGGGUCGCUGGCGUCGGUCGCGGACGCGCUGAUGCAGCGGUUCAAGGCGCUGGAGAUGGCGCUGAACGACGGCAACUGGUACAUUGCCAAGGAGCUGGAGGUGGUCGAGGGGAUCCGCCCGACGCUUGCCUCCCGCGACGAGCAGGAGUCGGCGCGGAGGUCGGCGAUGCUGCGGCGGCGGCUGGAGGAGGGCGGAGCCGUGGGCGCGGGAGCGACCCCGCUCGCCGCGGCCGGGCCUUCAUCGCGACGAGGCGUGGCGGUGCCCGCCCUGGCGGAGCCGCAGCGGCCGCGGGCCAGGCUGCCGGCGGGCCGGAGGGUCCCGCAGCCGCUCGCGAGGGCGGCCCGCGGGGGCGGCCCCCGCCCUGGCGCUGCGGCGGCGCCGGGCCGCGUGGAGCUGCUGGGCGCUCCCGAAGUCCGCGCCUUCCGUCAGGGCCAGCCGGCAGCGCAGGUCGGCGGAGAGGAGAAGGCUGGGGCGGCUGCCGAGUCCUUCCGCCGCCCGCUGGAUGCGGGCCCGAUCCUCGAGGAGCUGAUGCGAGAGUUCCCAGGGUCGCUUGGGGUCUGCGUGGGCAAGUGCACAGCGGGCAUCGGCCAACUGGACGGGGGCGGCUGCAACGUGACCUGCUACCGCUGCCCUCGCUCGGCCCUCCUCGGAAUUGCGCGGCGCAUCUACUCGAGCGUCGCGCCCGAGCCCGCCAUGGCCGGGGCCCUCGACUGGUCCGAGAAGCUCAAGGACCGGGCCAUCGCGCUCGACGGCUCGGACGUCUCUACGCCGAGCAAGAUCACGCUCGAGCAGAUCGAGGGCGGCCUGUCGCCUGUGGGGGUAGCCGCCUCCAUCGAGACCGCGGAUCUCGCCGCGGGCUUCGUGCGGGCGGCGCUGCUGGGCCCCUCCCUGGCCCUCCUGCCGCCGGCUCAGAGGCGCCCCGCGCCGACCUCGACGCGCGUCUGGGCGACUGCGCAGGAGUGGGGGCAGGUGGUGAGUGCCCUGUUUGCUCGCGGGAUGGUUGGCUCGAUCGACGAGGACGAGAUCGCGACCAGAGACGGGGUCCCCUUGAUCAACGGGGCCUUCGGCGUGGCGAAGGUGCACGACGCGCCAGUCCGCUGCGGCGAUGGCGAGGAGCGGCCCGUCCUUCGGCUCAUCGUCAACCUGAUCCCCGCGAACGCGUGCCGGCGCGCCAUCGCGGGGGGCACCCCCGUCGUGCCGACGAUGGGGCAGCUGAACGGACUGGUGCUGGCUCCAGGGGGGCAGCUGCUCUGGGGCGGGGCGGGCCGCAAGGCGUUCUUCUACGUGUUCAGGGCGCCCCCCGCCUGGUGGCCCUACAUGGCGCUGGCGCCGCCGGUGCCGCGGCGGCUGGUGGGCGGCAGCGGCGACGGGCUGACCCGCAUCGCACUGAGGGUCAUCGGCAUGGGCUGGAUCAGCGCGGUCGGGGUCGCGACGCACCUCCACCGCAACAUGUUGAGGCGGUCUGCCCUGGUCCCCCGCGGACUGCCGCCUGCGGCCGAGGUGGUGCGCACCCGCCGCCUGCCUGCGGAGACCCACGCAGACGGCGUCGCGAUGUGGUUCAUCUACAUCGACAACCUCGAGAUCGCGGAGAUCGUGUCGAGUAAGGGGGCCGUCAAGCUGAAGGGGGCCAUCCCCGAGCUGCUGAGCCGGGCGUCGGCCUGCUACGAGGAGGCUGAGUCUCCGGGAUCGCGGGGGAAGGAUGUCCACCGUGCCCAGCAGGUGUCCACGCUGGGGGACCUCGUGGAUGGCGAGGCUGGCGUGCGGCGGCCGCCGCUGGGCUACGUCACGGAGCUCGCGAGCCUGACGCUGUGGUUCCUGGCGAAGCCGCUCGCCGCCGCCUUCGUGAACGCUUGGAAGUGGCUGGCGUCGGGCCGCUCGGGCGGGCUCGUCGCUCUGCGCGUCGCCGAGGACCUGCUGAUCGCGGCCGCGCUCGCACCGCUCAGCGUGGCGGACAUGCGGCUGACCGUCGACCACCUCGUGACGGCGUCCGACGCCUCGGAGGCCGCGGGGGCGAUCGUCUACUCCCAAGGGCUGUCGGACAUGGGUCAUGCCUUCGGGGCCAGAGGCCCGCGGGCUUUCAACCCCGCCUGUGUGGAGGGCGUCGAGCUGAUCUCCGUCUUCUCAGGGAUCGACGGGGCGCGCCAGGCCUUCGAGAUCCUGGGCCUGGUCCCCGCGGGGCACCUGUCGUUCGAGGUUGACGCCGAGGCUGUGCGGGUGGCUUGGCGGGCGUACCCCAGCACCGUGCACCUGGGAGACGUCGCGGCUGCAGAUCCUGCGAAUCUGGCGCGCCUCCUGCGGGGCCACGGCCGCAUCGCGAAGGUGAUCGUGAUCGGGGGCUUCCCGUGCCGGGGCUUCGCGGUGUUGAACGUGGCCCGCGAGGGGAGCGCGGGCCCGAGGUCGCAGCUGGCGGGCCACAUGUGGAGGCUCAUCGAGGGGCUGAGGCGCGAGCUGCCCGAGGCCGCGGUGGACUUCCUCGGGGAGAACGCGGCGUCCAUGGCGGAGGACGAGGUUCUGGCCUUGAACGAGAUGUUCGGCCGAGUGCCGGUGUCCCUCGACGCCGCGGACUGGGUCCGCCGCCCGCGGCUAUACUGGCUGUCGUGGGACCUGCUGCCCUCCUUCGAGAUGUCGGCCGAGAUGAAGGCGGCGGCGGAUGGACGGCCGCCUGCCGACUUUCGCGCGCUGGACGCCGCGGAGCUCGCCUCGGCCGCGGCCCGCGGGGCUCCGCCAGUGCACGCCGCAGGAGGUGGCGCGCUGGACGGCAGCGGGCUAUGCGCAGCCCCGCCCUAUCAGUUUCGGGACUGCUUCUGCCUGCAUUGGGCGGGCGGGCGGAAGGAUCCGCCGCGGGCAGUGGUGCGUGAGGUGCUGACGGGGUUCAGGCGGGGCCACGCCGUGCCCUGCAUGAGCAGCUCCGCCGCCAAGAGCGACCCCGAGCGCUUCGAGGCCUUGUGGCGGUCGUUCGUGGGCAACUCGUUCCAGUGCGAGGUCGUGGCCUGGCUGCUGAGCUACUGGGCGGUGCGCCACUCGCUGCUGGUGGCGGUGCCAUCCCUGCGGUGCCUCCACGAGAGCUCGAGGAGCUGGUCGAUGGGCCGCAAGCUUUGGGCUUGCGAUGUCAUGACGCUGCUGUGUGGGCGCGAGGCCGUGUGCGAGGAGAACCUGCACCUGCUGGAGGAGGCUGGCCGCGUGCCCGCGGCUGGCGCUGGGCAGGUGACGCGCGCCGUCUACGUCGGCCGCGGGUCGCGCCGCUGGGGGCUCGCCCCCUCCAAGUGGGGGAACCCGUGCCCCGUGGUGCCGGGGCGGCCAGCCAGCGACGCCGUCGCGCUGUUCGCGGGCUGGUUGCGCUCCCACGCCAAGCUCCUGGACCUGCUGGGAGAGCUGGAGGGGGCUCGGCUGCUCUGCCACUGCCCCUCGGGUCAGGCCUGCCACGCGGACGUCCUACUGGCGGAGCUGGAGCAGCGUGGCAAGGGGUGCUCGCGGCCCUUCCUAGAGCACCAGAGGAUCUACGCUGGCAUUUGGAUGUGGAAGGUCGCGCGCCAGCUCGUUUGGCAGGACCAAGCCAAGCACAUCGAUGUGUUAGAGUGCGAGGCUGCGCUGAUGGCCCUGCGUUGGCGGGCCCGCUCAGUCUCACGACAGAUGUGCGUCUUCCUUCACCUGCUCGACAGCAUGGUGGAUAUCGGUGCUCUUGCCAAGCGCCGGUGUUCCAGCCAGCAGCUCAACAAUGUAGUGCGCGCCUUUUCCAUCCUUGAGCUGGCGCUCGGAUCGCGGGCUGGUCUUGCCUUCGCCUCAUCGGCAAAGAACCUUGCGGAUGCGCCAUCCCGCUUGCCCAAUGGGUAG